CAGGUGCAGCUGCCAGAUGGACCUUCUACUCUUCCGCUCCAGCUCGUCCAAUCCUGGCUGCCUCAUGUGGGAAGCACCGUGGCCGGGUAUAAGGUGCAACGGGAGCUACCACGGCGGCCGUGGGCACAAGUCUUUGAAGUCCAUUCAGCAGAGGGCGAACAUGCCAUGGAGGUGCAUCAUGUUUUCAGCGAAGCUGAAGUCACAAAGUUCCUCCGGCGCCUGCAGAUUGAAGCAAAAGACAACCAGCACUUCCUGAGGUUCCGAGAUGCAGUACUGAGCCUGCCUGGACAGCUGGGAAUUGUGGAAGAGAUGCACCAGGUUUCGCUUUGGAAAGAUUUGGAGAGGUGUGAUGAUGCCGCGCUAGCGAGGGCUGCGUGCGCUCUUCGCUGUGGUCUAUCGGGUUUGGCAAGGCUGCAUAGUCUUGGCUGGUUACUUUGUGUUUCGCACGAAAAUUUCUGUCUGACCUAUGACGGUGUUUGGAAGUUGUGCGGCUUGCACUUGGCACGACCCACACACCAGGUGGAAAUGGAGAGAGAGAAGUUGGGUCGGCAUCUACUACCAGAGGUUUUGUUCGAACUACCACUGAGUGAGAAGUUAGACAUUUGGUCCGGUAUCACAGCCUGUCACAGGACCAAUCUGAAAGCCAUGCAGGACAUUUUUGAGCUACACAUCCUUCCAAUGGAUGCUCCUUGGUUGGAGCAUUUCCGAGGCCCGGUGUUGGGGUUGGGGUUGGUGUCAGAGGAGUGGAAUACAACAGGACCGAAGAUGCAGAGUCUAGGGAAGCGGUAUCCCAGUCAGUAUCCGGGAGCCAAGGUGGUCCCAGGGCUCAAAGCAGAGUAUAUUUCAUCGGGUGCCCCGGGGCCUCACGUGCGUGCGAACGACGUGCCGAUAUUGGAACUGGGAGAACUCGGAGCACUGCAAUCGCCAGAGGGACAACUUCUUCGCCGGGCUGGGGGAGAGCUAGAGGCUAUAGAACCUGUUGGUGGCCUGUUCAGGGCUCACCAUGGACUACGGCCGAAGCGGAUUUUCGAGGCGUUGAAAAAACUGCAAGCUCAUCAGAUCAUCCUGGGAGCUUUGGAUUUGUUGCUUCAGGUCGAUCCGCAAGAACGGCCUUCAGCUGCAGAAGCUUUGAAGAGCGAUGCUGUGAGGAGACUGGAUGGGUUGGAGGUUCCGGAACGGGAAGAUGCGCUAGACGAGCCACCAGCAAGCCAGCCAAGUACAAAGUGCUCCUGCUCAAGCCUCAUCUCAGAGACAUGUUGGCUUGGCUUCGGCCAGGAGACGGAGGGCUAUUCGAUGCUAUUCGUGGGUGAUGUGAAGGAAGCUUCACCUUCUCAAAGCCGCCACAGAGCAUCGCGAAAAGGCACGGGCUUCGUAUCUCCAGAUGACUUGCCGCAUUCAGAUGAGGAAGACGAUGAGGUACAAAGUGCUCCUGCUCAAGCCUCAUCUCAGAGACAUGUUGGCUUCGGCCAGGAUGUGAAGGAAGCUUCACCUUCUCAAAGCCGCCACAGAGCAUCGCGAAAAGGCACGGGCUUCGUAUCUCCAGAUGACUUGCCGCAUUCAGAUGAGGAAGACAAUGAGGCACAGCCCGCAACCUCGUCCCGGCAUGUCGGCUUUGACAAGGUACAAAGUGCUCCUGCUCAAGCCUCAUCUCAGAGACAUGUUGGCUUCGGCCAGGAGACGGAGGGCUAUUCGAUGCUAUUCAUGGGUGAUGUUAAGGAAGCUUCACCUUCUCAAAGCCGCCACAGAGCAUCGCGAAAAGGCACGGGCUUCGUAUCUCCAGAUGACUUGCCGCCUUCAGAUGAGGAAGACAAUGAGGCACAGCCCGCAACCUCGUCCCGGCAUGUCGGCUUUGACAAGGACGUGGACAAGACGCGCAAGAAGCUUCGCCUUCUCAGAAGCGUCAUAGCGCAUCACGAAAAGGCAGUGCAGUUUCUCUGCCUUUGCCGUUUGAAGACCGUACAAAGUGCCCCUGCUCAAGCCUCAUCUCAGAGACAUGUUGGCUUCGGCCAGGAGACGGAGGGCUAUUCGAUGCUAUUCAUGGGUGAUGUGAAGGAAGCUUCACCUUCUCAAAGCCGCCACAGAGCAUCGCGAAAAGGCACGGGCUUCGUAUCUCCAGAUGACUUGCCGCCUUCAGAUGAGGAAGACGAUGAGGCACAGCCCGCAACCUCGUCCCGGCAUGUCGGCUUUGACAAGGACGUGGACAAGACGCGCAAGAAGCUUCGCCUUCUCAGAAGCGUCAUAGCGCAUCACGAAAAGGCAGUGCAGUUUCUCUGCCUUUGCCGUUUGAAGACCGUACAAAGUGCUCCUGCUCAAGCCUCAUCUCAGAGACAUGUUGGCUUCGGCCAGGAGACGGAGGGCUAUUCGAUGCUAUUCAUGGGUGAUGUGAAGGAAGCUUCACCUUCUCAAAGCCGCCACAGAGCAUCGCGAAAAGGCACGGGCUUCGUAUCUCCAGAUGACUUGCCGCAUUCAGAUGAGGAAGACAAUGAGGCACAGCCCGCAACCUCGUCCCGGCAUGUCGGCUUUGACAAGGACGCGCAAGAAGCUUCGCCUUCUCAGAAGCGUCAUAGCGCAUCACGAAAAGGCACUGGUUUCGUAGCUCCUGCAGACUUGCCGCUGUCAGACGAUGAAGAUGAACAGGCCACAGAUGCAUUGGCAUAG
Cladocopium goreaui is the source of this 2658-nucleotide messenger RNA. NCBI's taxonomy places the organism in Eukaryota, Dinophyceae, Suessiales, Symbiodiniaceae. The record is from the annotation of a GenBank genome assembly.